GAAGCGAAGAAGAAGGAGGAGGAAGAGGAGGAACAGCGGCGGCGGCAGGCGACGGCGUCCUCGUCCUAACACCUCGCACGCUUCCUUCUCACAGUCGGAUGAAAAAAGGCUUUGCGAGCAACGUUACCCGUACGUAGGUCAACUUGUUGGACUUCCUCACGACUUUCCUCGACUCGUUAGCGCGUUAGCAUAAUACAGCGACGCGAUGGGCCGCGGACGCAAACCCAAUCCAGACGGACCGCCGCCACCGGGACCCUUUGGACCGCCGCCUCCGGACUGUUGGCCGCGGCCCCCCGGAGACUGGGGCCCCCCUGCCCCCGGAGGGUGGGGCCCCCCGCACCCGCCCGGAGGCUGGGGCCCCCCGCGCCCGCCCGGAGGCUGGGGCCCCCCGCCCCCUCUCGGAGGCUGGGACCCGCCCCCUCCCGGAGACUGGGGCCCCCCGCCCCCGCCCCCGCCUCCGCCCCCGCCCGGAGGAUGGGACCCCGGCCGACCCCCAUCGCCGGGCUGGGGGCCUCAUCCGGAGUGGAUGCCUCCCCCGCAAUUGGACCCCAACUUGCCUCCUCCUCCGUGCUGGGAAUACCCGGGCUGGGGCCCGUACGGUCCACCGCCCCCUCCCUGCCUUCCUCCGCCUCCUGACGUCGGCGAAGCACCCCCGGGCUGCGUGCCUCCUUUCGGCUUCCCGGGAUACCCCGCCCCCGCAUGGACGCCCGCGCAGGAAGCGGCAAGCGAUCCGGUGCCAGAGCAGCCCGAGUGGAUCAAAGCGUUGAUUUCGGCGCCGCCCCCGGACAGCGUCCCGGCCGAAAGUAAGACGGCGGCCGGCGAGCCCGCGGCCGGCCUCAAGUCUGCAGCUCCCGACUCCGCCCCCGCAGCAGAAGCCGGCGUGGCGGCCAAAGCCUUCGGUCUGCUGGGAACGCGAUCCUUUGACAAGCCACCGGCGGGCAGAUCGACGGGCAUCAUCGCCUUCAUCGGGCCCACGUUCGGCUACAUCGAGCGAGAAGACAUGGAGAAGUACACCUUUGACUUCAACGCCUUCUUCGGGAACCCCAAAGCAAUGAAGCCCGGCGUGCGAGUGCACUUCACCGCCUGCAACUUGAAGAGUGGCCAGAUCGCGACGGACGUGAAAGUGGCUCCGGGCGGCACGGAGAACGUGGAUCCGGACAUCUACGAGGGCGUAGUCAGCCAGCCCAUCGUGGAAGCGCAGCUCGGCGAGCGGCAGUUUCCCGGUCAGGUGCACGUGGACAUCAAGCCGUUGAGGACCAACCUAGCGUUCGACCGGAAGGACAGCACCGUCACGCUGCUCAAGAACGACCAAGUUCUCAUGAACCUGCUGAGUGACAUCGUCACCGAAAAGAGGCGCGCCACCAACAUCCGACCCAAGCUUCCCGACACUUUCCAGUUCACCAAGGAGACCCGCGAGAAGGGCGUCGUCGUCAGCUUGGGCGAUGUCGAAGGCGUCAUCAAAGCAGAUGCGCGCGGCGAGCUUCCUUUCGACCUCAAAGAGAACUUCAGUGACGUGGACUUCACCGCCGAGGACGUCAAUGAAGAAGUGGAGUUCACCCUCCACAAGCUGCGAGCGGGCAACCGAGCCAUUCGCAUCCGGCGGGUGAAGGAGCCUCUGCUGCUGACCCUCUGCAGCCCCGCCUCAAAGGUCAUGACCCUGCCGCCGGUGAAGGUCAAACCGGCGCCGGCCAACAUGUGGCUGGACCCCGAGCUGUACGAGGGCGUGGUCAGCCAGCCCAUCAUUGAGCCCACGACGAGCAUGCAGGGCUACCCGGGGCAGAUCUUCGCCAACAUCGGACCCCUCCACACAAAUGUGACCUUUGACCGACGAGACUGCGGCGUCACACUGCUGAAGAACGACCGCGUGCUCCUUAGCCUGCUGGUGGACCUGAACACCAGGAAGAAGCGCGCCGCCAACAUCCGACCCAAGAUCCCCUUCACCUUCGUCCAUACCAAUGAGAAGCGAGAACUGGGCAUCGUCAGCAGCCUGGGAGAGUCUGAGGGCGUCCUGACCUCGAAGGAGCACGGAGAUCUGCUCUUCGACCGCUGCGAGAACUUCAGCGACACGGAGUUUGACGCCGGAGACAUCAGCAAGGAGGUGGAGUUCACUGUUCACAAGGACGAGGACGAGAAGAGAGCCAUCAGACUCCGGAGGACCAAGAUGGUCGAGGAUCGACUCAUGACGGAGAAGAAGAGACGGGAAGAGGAGGACAAGAAGAAAAAAGAUGGGGAGGAGGAAAAAGACAGGAAGCGGAAGGAGGCGGCGUCUGCGGCGCUCGCCGCCGCCAAAGACAAGUGGACGCUGCUUGGCUUCAGCGUUCCCGUUCCUGACACCCAGCUCGAAAUCAGCAAGGAACGCUUCGAUGGCACCGUCCUUAAAGCGGCCAGAAGAAGCCACAUCAAAAAGGAGCCCCUGGACGAACAGCUGAAGACCAAGGUGGAGGAAGUGAAGAUCAAGAAGGAGCCUCAGGACGACCAGGUGAUGGUCAUAGAAGAAGCGGUGAAGAUCAAGGAGGAGGAAAUGGACACGGAACAGCAAGCGGCCAUGGAAGGAAAGACGGAAGAGAUGCAAGGCGGAGUCGAGAGCCCCGAGGAGGCGGGGCGUCUGGUGAUGACCAUCGAUGGUCGUCAGAAGCAGCUUCCUUUCGGCCGCACCGAGCUGCUCACCGGCGCCACCAUGUUGACUGGUGACAAGGUGCGGUUCAACGUGGCAACCAAUCGGGAGACCAAAGAAGAACGAGCCACUUUCGUGCAAAUCCUUCCUGCCUCAUUUGAAGAGUCCACGGAACAACGACGACAUGGAAUCGUCAUCGAGUUCUCCGAGGAUUGCGGACUAAUCAAGUGCACGCAGAACCCUCAACUCUUCUUCUACGUGUCAGAAUUCAUCGGAAAAAAGAAGCUGCAGCUGAACGAGAAAGUGGAGUUCAGUGUGGUCCCGCAUGAAGAAGCGGCGGGUGGGCACCAGGCCAUCAGGAUCACACGUUGCACUGAGAAUGUUUUCCUACCCACCAGAAAACUGGGCGCUAUUGCCACCGGCAAAGGGAAGAUGACCAUCAAGCUGGCCAAAGCUUCAGAAGACUCUGAGAAGGAGGUGCCAAAGACCGAUAGGCUGAAGACGGUAGUGAAACAAUUACGAACUCAGGACAAGUGCACUACGAGCAAGCGUCGUGGCUACAGCAGGAGUCCGAGUCGCAGCAGGAGUCAGAGUCGCAGCCGCAGUCCGAGUCUGUCCAAAGACAAAUUUGGACGUGAAAUCAAAAGGAGACGCAGCACUAGUCUGGAAGACAAGCGGAAAAGCAGCCGGCAUAGACGCAGCGCAAGUCGAGAAAGGUCCCACAGACGUACGAGAAGUCGUAGCAGGAGCAGUAGCAGAGAAAGAUCUAGAAAGAGAAGGAGCAAGGUCAGUGGAGAGCAAGAAGGACACAUGAGGAGGAGGAGGGAGCGCAGUCCUCCUCCCAGGGCUUGUGCUGGACCAGUGGACGACGAGCUGGCGAGAAAGAAGCGAGAGUUGGAGGAGCUCAAUGAGAUGAUUGCUUUCAAGAAGUCACUGAUGGAUCCCCGAGGCUCGGAGCCCGGACAGCGAACUUGCAUUGACUACGAUCACGGCCGGAUCGCUAACCCUUUGGCAGAGUUCAGACCGGUCCGCUCCAUUUUGAAGAAACGACCAGAGGACCCGGAGUACCCCCGCCAUCUUCCUCCGCUUUACGACAAUCCUUAUUACGACAGGCCGUAUCUGCGUUUUAGUGAGCGGUAUGCCGAUAGCUUCCCUCGCUCUUUCGCAAGCCAUCCGUAUGGCGAUCAGCCUUACAGCAGUCAUCCGUAUGGUAAAGUUCUGUAUGAAAGCUCUUCGACCACCGGCCAGCGUUACACCGACCGCUAUGAUGUUUACGACGAACCGUAUGACGAUGCGUACUGCGAUCCGACGUAUGCGGACCGACCUCAGCACAGUCCCUACACAAACAGCCAGGUUUCAGAAGCUUUUGCGUCGUCAUCAACUUCUGCCUCUUCAUCUUUGCAAACGACCUUAAGACCCUCUUCUCCCACACAACCGCUAUCCAAAAGCUCCUCGCCAAGCCGCACAAACACAACACCACCCCUGCUCCAGAAGCCCCCGCUUGAUCGCUUUCUUGAUAUGCUUCAGAAGAAGGUGAUUCCUGAAAAACGAGUGGAACCAGUUUCUGUCAGCGACGAACUUCUGCCACAUGAGCGAGCGCUUGAAGACGGCAAAGGCUUCUCUCGGAUUGUGGGUCUGGCUCAAGAGUCCCCCGGCGGCUGUGUCAGUUUGGAAGAUGAGAAAAAAUCACCUUCAAUGGAGAAAGCAGCUGACCCGCCCAAGAGCAAGACUGCUCCCUACAGCCAGAUCCAGACUUUGCUGCGUACCAUUGGCCUGAAGUUGACAACAGGAGACAUGUCGCAGCUGGCCAGCUGUGCCUCAAAGUCCUCGUCCACAGACACCAUCCCUCCCGCCUCCCCCUCCAGGUCGUCCAGUUUAGAGCCUCCCAGCAAAAGGAAAGAGGUCUCUGAGUAUGAAGAAUUCCUCGAUCAAGAAGAAUUGGAGACACUAAAAAAGGCCCAAGAACUACAAGAUCUUACCAAGACGAUGGGAAGCACGGCAUCGACACCCAGACCUCCUGCUGGGCCUCCACCUGUACACUACCGGCAUCCAUCACCUCCAGUUAACUGGCCUCUGGAGAUUUCCUCGAAAGCGGCUCCUCCUCCUGCGGCUGGCCGUCUUCCUCCGGGACCACCUCCUGGACCGCCUCCCCGACGUCCUCCUGGACAGCCUCCUUUCAUGGUGUCCUCCAGGGAUUCCAAGCUGCCUGUAGCUCCAGCCCUUUGCUCCUCCAGUCCUGCCCCGCCUGGAACCGCCGGCCAAGUAACCCCGCCGCCACCAGCGACUACCAGCGAGGAGCAGUCUAACAUCUCCACAACGGUGGCCAAAUGCCUGAAGGUCAUCGAGAGCGUGAAGUCUCUGGCUGCAACACCGACAGCAAAAACUCUUAAAUCAGUCCAGUUCACUUUACCAUCAGAGUCGGCGUUGGCCUCCGGUCCUGCUGGCUCACUGCAGCAAGUUGGUGACGUGAAAAGCAGGCAGAAGGAGAAGCUGGAUUUGAACAACCAGAAGAUCGUAGACCCGCGAAAACAGCAGUCCAAGGACAUGCAGGCGCACAAGAAACGAGGCAAUGGCGCCGUGAUUGCUCCAGGAAAUCCACUCGGCAUGGGCCCCUGGAACGUUUGGAUCUGCGGUCAUUCGUUGUUGUGCUGGGCGGAGUCGCGGGCCAAGUCUGCGGAGGUAGGUGCGCAGCUGGGCAUGGACCCUGGCAAGGUGGUCCUCUGGUGGAAGGGGGUCCAGGGCAUGACGUGGCCCCAGCUGCUGCCCCUGCUCCACCAGCUGAAGGUCACCUGGCCCCAACCUCAUGUCAUCAUCGUGCACUUGGGCGGGAACGACCUGAACACCGAAACGCCCAGCGACCUGCUGGCGUCCGUCAGGAGGGACGUGACCUCCGUGAGGGCAAUCUUCCCGCACUGCGUCCUGGUUUGGUCCCACAUCCUCCCCCGCCGGGCGUGGCACCACUCGGCCGACGUCCACGAAGUGGAUCUGAUCCGAAGCACGGUCAACCGGCGGAUCCACAACAUAGUCUCCGAGGUGGGUGGCGUCUCUCUGACCCACGACAACAUCCGCUGCGGGGCCAACACGGGCCUCUAUCGGGCCGACGGCGUCCAUUUGUCGCACAAGGGAAUCGACGUGUUCAUUGGGAACCUGCGUGACUUUCUGGAGAAGUGGGGCGAGGAGGCCAGCGCCGCCUCCCAGUGACAGAAUGCGUUUCCAUUCUGCCUCGGCUCAGACGAAGGCUUCACUUCUCACCUUUUUCCUUUUUAUUUUAUUUGUUUUUACGUUCUAAUAAAUCUCACUUGACCGUUGCUGCGCUGUUUUACGUGAUGUUCAAACAGCCGUUGCACCCUAACCCAAGUCAGGUGAGUGAACCACUACACUAUCGGCUUUAACGGAAACAGUCACGAUGAAGCUCAUUGGGAACGUAAACGGGUCUAAAGCCUUUUCCAAUAGGUUUUUUAGAUUUCUUUUGCGGUGACGAGAAAUUCUCGUUUUCGGCUUUUCGCUUUUUCUAUUUUGGCAGUCACUCUAGCCCUCGUUAGAGCUUUCACGGCUUCCCGAUUGGGUCGGGAAACCUUCAAAAUGGUGACCUGACUGAGUCUGCUCUCUAUCACCACCGCCCGCCGUUGUUGAAGAAGGGUGUCCCAGGUGUGAGGGAGCAUGUGUGCUUCCUCGUCCCUGUCCGUGUUGUCGCUACGCUUUCGUAUCUCAAUGGCCUCCUUUAUCCAU
Phycodurus eques (leafy seadragon) is the source of this 6343-nucleotide messenger RNA. RefSeq lists its product as uncharacterized. The transcript has 22 exons. Bases 206 to 5815 code for a protein of 1869 amino acids. The record is from RefSeq and is a predicted model, not a curated record. NCBI's taxonomy places the organism in Eukaryota, Metazoa, Chordata, Actinopteri, Syngnathiformes, Syngnathidae.